AUGCCUCUCCAGAUCUCCUUUCUGCCCUGUAUAGGCCUUGCGGCCCUUGUCGCAUGGGGAGCGACGAAGUAUUCAGAAUCUCUUGAAGUUUCGACGGCGCUCCAAGUCGCCUUACCUCUCGCUACGAUACUGUAUACGCUCUACUAUAGCUGGAUUUAUCCAUUGUAUGUGUCCCCGUUGAGGCAUAUUCCCACCGUUCCUGGCUUUCCGCUCUGGGGUCACUUCUUCGCCAUCAUCACCUCCGAGUGUGGCGUCCCGGCGCGCAGCUGGCACCAGAACUAUGGUCCAGUCGUCCGUUACUUCUUCCCGUUUGGCAGUGAGCGCCUUUCUAUCGCGGACGAUGAAGCAAUCAAACAAAUGACAAUCAGAAACCCUUACAACUAUCCCAAGCCCGAGCGUGCCAGGCGUUGGAUGAUGCCCAUUCUUGGUGAAGGCGUUCUCCUCGCCGAGGGCCAGGAGCAUGUUGUCCAGAGAAAAGCCCUUACACCGGCCUUUUCCAUCACCUCCAUCCGAUCCCUGAUGCCUGUCUUCUGGGAGAAAUCCUUGCACAUGGCAAGACUUUGGGACUCGGAAAUGGCCGCAGAGGGCACGACGUCGAAAUGCUUCGAAGUCCUCGAGUGGUUGAACAGGACAACCUUGGAUAUCAUCGGCCGUGCCGGACUUGGGACUGACAUUAAUUCUCUGGACGAUCCAGCGACGCCUUUGAGAGAUGCGUAUCGACGUUGUUUUGACUUCGACUUGCAAGCUCGCGUCAUCAACGGGCUUGCAGCAUUCACGUCACUCGUGCGCCUACUCCCCGCCCGGGCCAACCGAGAUAUUCUCAUUGCGCGAGACAUCAUUCUCAGCCGCGCGCAGAAGAUCAUUCAAGAAAAGCAGACAAAGGCACAUAUCAAGGAUGAAUCCCGCCAGAGAGACAUCAUUGGUCUCAUCGUCAAGGACAACAUGACUGCAAGCGCCCAGGACACCUUGUCCCUGGAGACAAUGCAAAACCAGGUCAUGACUUUCCUCGGUGCUGGACACGAUACCACAGCAACCUCUGUUGCCUGGACUCUUCUUUUGCUCGCCAAAAACCCCGACGUCCAAGUCAAGUUGCGCGAAGAGAUUCGAUCACACUUGCCUUUUCUCUUCGACCCUGAGGAGCGCAAAGAUGACGAAAAGGUCGAACGCGCCGACGUCGAUUUGUUGCCGUAUCUGGACGACGUCUGCAAGGAAUCUCUACGCUUUAUUCCCUCGAUCCCCAUGACCGUUCGAAAGACCAUUGCGGACGACACGUUGGCCGGAUACUACAUCCCUGCCGGAACCACCAUCUACCUCAUGGCCAACACGAUCAAUCGCCUUCCAAUGUACUGGGGAGCUACGGCCGACAAGUUUGAUCCUUCCCGCUGGCGAAAUCUUCCUUCCACCUACUCCACCAACGCAUUCAUGACAUUCUUGCAGGGUCCACGAGGCUGUAUAGGGCGUAAGUUUGCGGAGGUCGAGAUGAAGACUAUUCUCUGUUCCUUGCUCAGCAAGUUCAAUUUUGAGCAAGACCUCUCUGUACAGGAUCCGGAGGAGCUGAAGAUGUGGAGACUAGUUCUGAGACCCAGGGAUGGUGUCAGUUUGAAAGUGUCCAGACUGAGGGCUUAA
Molecule: messenger RNA, 1626 nt
Organism: Exophiala spinifera
Lineage: Eukaryota; Fungi; Ascomycota; Eurotiomycetes; Chaetothyriales; Herpotrichiellaceae
Exons: 4
Coding region: 1-1626 (541 amino acids)
Molecular function (GO): monooxygenase activity; heme binding; iron ion binding
Source: RefSeq, a predicted model, not a curated record